AUGUCAGGAAUCUGGUACACUCUUCUCAGAGGACUCAGUAAAGUGGCUGUCAUUGUUAAUGCAUUUGUGAUCGCAUUCACCUCUGACUUAAUCCCACGCCUGGUCUAUCAGUACAUGUACAGUCCAGACGGGACUCUUCAUGGCUUUGUCAAUCACACCCUUUCAUACUUCAAUGUUAGUCACUUCCAGCCUGGCACAGAGCCCAUGGAGCCAAUGCAUCUGGGAUAUAAAGUGGAGGUUUGCAGAUAUAAGGAUUACAGGGACCCUCCAUGGUCUGCUACGCCAUAUGAGUUCUCAAGAGAAUUCUGGGCCAUUCUGGCGGCCCGAUUAGCUUUCGUCAUUGUCUUUCAGAAUGUGGUAAUGCUGAUGAGUGACUUUGUGGAUUGGCUAAUCCCAGACAUUCCCAAGGACAUUAGCAUUCAGAUACACAAGGAGAGGAACCUCAUUGUCGAGCUGUUCAUGAAACAGGAACGGGGCAAGAAGUACAGGAAUACCAUCGGUGACCCAAGCCCCCAGCCGCUGCGCUCACGUCCCAGCUCACAAGCUUAGUCCAGCACUCUCUCUGAUCCCAGUGCUGCGAGGGAAGCAGUAAUACGGUCCAUUCUAGGGCCUGUUUAUAACUCAGUCCAGCUCUGUGACCUGCUCAAACAGAAUGGAAAGGCUGUAGAAGACUGGCCUGACCUGGAGGACCACUGCUGUAAGGAUCAAUGUUGUUACAAAGAAUGUUACAUGACUGCCACCUCACUGGUAUACCAGAAAAAAGUUACAAGAAAAAGAUUUCUUUUCUUUUGUUUGUUACUGAAUUAAGCAUCUUUUUCUAUCAGCUAUAUGCAACUUCUGCUGGUAGGUGUGUUUGGAAAGAGGGCUGUAGGGUUUGUAUUGUUUUAUCUGUUGACUGAUGAAUAUUGUAUUAAGUUUUGUGAAGCAUCGCUGCUUUCGCAUUUAUAGACAACUAAUGAGCAUUUUAUUUGAAAAUGCAAUGCUUUUAUAUGAAUUUUAACAUGAAAAUGUAAUGUUCAUGUUUUCAAUAUUGAUAGGAUAGGAUUGAACUCUGAACCAACUCGUUUAAAGUGCUUUUUAAAUUAUUUAAUAUUAGACAUUUCAUUCAGAAUAUUUCUGGUCAAGUGAAUUAGCAACUAUCAAUAUCAUACUGUUUCCUCUUUAGGUACUAAGCACAGUUAGUUCUGUUCUAUCAUUGUAAUGAUUGUGUCUGUUUAGCCUUUAGCUGUCUAUAUAUAAAAUAUAGAUUUAAAACACUACAAAUUAAUCAAAGUCACUAUAAUGCUCACUUGGUCUUUUUUUUAGUAUUCUAGAAUUUCUAUUAUAUGCGGUGGAGUGAUUCUGACAGGAUGUCGAUUGAUCUUGGGGAGUUUUGGCAGCAUGCAAGUGCUUGGUUUUUAGGUAGUGCAUCUGAAAAUGCUAUCAAGUUGUGCUGAGAAAGGGUACACUGUAUAUAAACCCAUGACGUUCAAGCUGCCUUAAUAUUCAUGAUAAUGCACUGCAUUUAUUAAUGGGUCAUAUGGACAGAGUUUUGUGUCUGCCUGUCUAAAUGUUCUCUUGUCUUGAUUCGUGAAGUUUCAACCUUUAUAAAAUGGCAAUGAUGAUGGAAGAGAUAUAUAUUGGAAUGUUGCAUGUGUCUUCCAUUUACAGAAAGUAUGUCUAGCGUGAUAAAUAAAAGAGUGGUUUUAAUUGAAAUCAAUAUAAUAUUAAUAUAACAUAUGAAGGCAUACUCUGUUUGGACAUAUGACAUGCUUUUUUCUGAUAAAAUUGAAUUAUUAAACAACGCUCUGUAUUUCCUCACUUUAAAAAAAGGGCCUUGGUUUUACCUUUAUUAUAAAUUGACAAUGUAAACCCAUUUAUAGACUGUUACUUCAUCCCACAUACUGUGUGAGAAAGAAAGAAAGAAACCUUUAAAUGUCUUUUAUGUCAUUGUAGCGUUUCAGUGUCUCAAACUGCUAAUGGGAGGUUAUGACUGUACUUUUGCUUUUGAAUUAUGUUUCGAAAAUAAAUAUG
Molecule: messenger RNA, 2013 nt
Organism: Sinocyclocheilus rhinocerous
Lineage: Eukaryota; Metazoa; Chordata; Actinopteri; Cypriniformes; Cyprinidae
Product: anoctamin-1-like
Exons: 5
Coding region: 1-549 (182 amino acids)
Biological process (GO): chloride transmembrane transport
Cellular component (GO): plasma membrane
Molecular function (GO): intracellularly calcium-gated chloride channel activity
Source: RefSeq, a predicted model, not a curated record